Clunio marinus is the source of this 201-nucleotide messenger RNA. Lineage: Eukaryota; Metazoa; Arthropoda; Insecta; Diptera; Chironomidae. The record is from the annotation of a GenBank genome assembly.
AUGGAAAUUUCUUUACCCAUCUCUGAUCUUAUCAAUGCCGACUUCAAUCCACAUUUGGUUGUUGGAACAACAGGAAAUAAAUGUAAAUCCCAUUUUAUUGAUCCCCACAAUCUCCUGUCCAAAACUUCUCAUUGUUCUUCUCAGAUUUGUAACAUAAAUAUCACGAGUGAUUAUUUGACAGCAUUUAGAGCUGGAUACUGA